CACAGCUACACACAACACAGCACACAGUCAUUUUCUGUGAUCACCCUUCAGGUGAGUAGAGCACACCAGGAAGCCUCAUCUCAAGGACCUAACGGACAGGAGGCGAACAACUCUGACUCAACCCUGAGACAGAGAGAAAGACCUCCCCAGACCGUUACCUCAACGCUGUAUGAAGGUGGAGUCAUUUGGGGGUAGAGAUAGUUAGGGAGAGAGAGAGAGAGAGAGAGAGGGAGAGAGAGAGAGAGAGGGUGAGAGAGAGAGAGAGCGAGAGGAGCAAAUCAAGAAGACAGAUGGAUUAUCUGACAUGCGCCUGGAUUGACCAGCGUUCUUCUUUAAGUCUUGAAUCCCAUUUUUCUUCCUCAGAGUGAAAUCUGAAAAUGCUUUCCUGCACAUGUGGAGUGUAACAGCUAUCGGACAGGUAGAUUGUGUGGUGCACCUUUUUUGAUUUCACUGGAUCUUAGGACUUUUACACAUUCUACUACUUUCUACUUGGAUAUCAGUGAAUUUUUGGAUUUUAGUCUUUUCUUUUUUUCUUAAAUUGAGCAACUGCCUGGAAAUACAAGCGUCACUGGAGCAGCCAAGAAUAAUAGUCAAAAUUUCACAAACAAUUUAGAAAGAAUUAGAAAACGGAAGGAAGGUGGAAAAAACAGGUUUAUUACUGGAAUACACACACAUAGUAAUUGGUGUAUUGUUUUUACGUGAUCUUUGUUCAUUCAGACUGAUUUAUUUUCCAAAACAAACUUGGACUGCAGACUUUCUGAUCAUCAGCCUAAAACCCUUCAACAGUGGAGAAGAGAAGUCAGUGGAAUAUCAGCGUGAAACACAGUGACUUGUUGAACAGUUAUUACACUAUCAAAAAUAAUUCUAGAAAUCUAAGAAUUUCAUACAGGUGCUAAAUAAUUUGGACUCUGCAGGGAGACCAUCUCACCCAGUCUGGACUGUGGAGGGCUCCCCUCCCUGCCCUCCCAGCCUAUCCUCGCCCCCAGCAGCAUGUCCCAGGCUCUGAGGCUGCCUCUAGUCCUCCACACAGCACACUACCAUGAUCAGAUGGGCUGCUGGAGGGAGUAAGGCUGCCUCUGCCUCGUCCUGCUCCAGGGCUGGGUUAGGGGCUCGUUCUGGUUCUGGGUCCAGCUCCAGACUAAGGUCAUCACUGCUUUCCUCCCUGUCUUUGCCUCUCCUGGUUGCCCUUGUGAUUUUCUCCUUCUUCUUACCCGGGGCGGCCUGCCAUCAGCACCGCAGAGACAGACCGAGACUCGCCAACCCACGAACUCUCAGGGUUCCACUGAACAUUUCUGAGACUGAGGUCGUCUCUCGGCCCAGGGCCACUGGGGCCCCCGUGGGUCGGACUGGGGGGCCGCAGGGUAGGCAUGUGCGCAGCUACAAUCAUCUCCAAGGGGACAUACGGAGGAGGAAGCUGUUCUCUUUCCAGAAGUUUUUCCUGAGGAUCGAUAAGAAUGGAAAGGUUAAUGGAACCAAGAGCAAGGAUGACCCCCUCAGUAUUCUGGAAAUCACAUCAGUGGACGUGGGAGUGGUGGCCAUCAAAGGGCUGAACAGCAACUACUAUCUGGCUAUCAGCAGGAAGGGAGAGCUGUACGGAGCGAGAGAGUUCGGUGUCGACUGCACCCUGAAGGAGCGGAUUGAGGAGAACGGCUACAACACGUACGCAUCAGCUGAGUGGAGGAACAAGAAGCGGCAGAUGUUUGUUGGUCUGAAUGUCCACGGGAAGCCGCUGAGAGGGAAGAAAACCCGCAGGAAGAACACAGCCACCCACUUCCUUCCAAUUAUGGUGUGAAUUGGAGAACUCAACUGGAGAAGGAGGAUAUGCAGCACUGGACAGAGAGGUUUUCAAUACUGAAAAGCUGUAAAAUAAAGACAUUCACUGAGAAAUCUCUCAUUUGGAAACAAGGCACUAACACUGUUACACAAAAAUAUGGUCUCUGCUCCUGACUUUGACUGAGAUCAUGUACUUUAUUUGGUGGGAGAAGAUGAUAUCUGUGUUUUCUGUGGCACGGGAUGCAAUAUUUAUCCUUUUUUCUGUGCCAAACAGUUUGCAACUGGAGUAUGUGUGUAAUGUAAACAACACAGAAGAUACUGUCCCAGCUAAUGAACUGUGGUAGAUGCAGAACAGAAAUAUCUUAAAAUGUUAUUUAUAAUCCAUAUUCUCCUGUGAGACACCAGAUUAUCUGCAACAUAAAGGGGAGGGAUAGAAAAUGGAUAAGAUGAGGGAAAUGAUCGGUCAGUUUAUCACAACAGCAUUAAAUAAUAGAGGAUAAAACACAUUUAAAGCUAAUGUUUGAUACUUAACCACUGUGUUUUGACUGUAUUGUAAUGAUUUAUUUAUUUUGUGAAAUAUUUAACUGGAGGGGAACACUUACACGGCAAGCAUUCCUUUGCAUUCUUUACUUUUUAUAGGAACUCCAUUAUGUGAAAAUAAAAAAAAAAACAUUUCUCCUCUGCAA
Molecule: messenger RNA, 2459 nt
Organism: Siniperca chuatsi (mandarin fish)
Lineage: Eukaryota; Metazoa; Chordata; Actinopteri; Centrarchiformes; Sinipercidae
Gene: fgf10b
Product: fibroblast growth factor 10b
Exons: 3
Coding region: 1040-1792 (250 amino acids)
Biological process (GO): positive chemotaxis; positive regulation of epithelial cell migration; positive regulation of epithelial cell proliferation
Cellular component (GO): cytoplasm
Molecular function (GO): growth factor activity; type 2 fibroblast growth factor receptor binding; chemoattractant activity
Source: RefSeq, a predicted model, not a curated record